Molecule: messenger RNA, 18546 nt
Organism: Podarcis lilfordi (Lilford's wall lizard)
Lineage: Eukaryota; Metazoa; Chordata; Lepidosauria; Squamata; Lacertidae
Source: the annotation of a GenBank genome assembly
GACACGGUCGCGCCCCCGGGUUGAGGGAGCUUGACGCUCUGGGGUUGCCAGGGUGACGGGGAUACAACAUGGCGCGCUGACAAGUUCUCGGCGCGGGGAGCGGAGGGCGGGGGGCCCUGGCGCUUCAGAGAGGACCCUCGCCGCCCCACACCCCCCUCCCCACCGGAGGGCACGCGCGGGGAAAGCGAGCGGAGGAUGAACAGUAAGGGGGCGGCCUCGCUGGGGGCGGCGGCAGCGGCGAGUCUCCCUGAGGGGAAUUGGGGGGGGGGAGGGGGAGAGGAGCCGGUGCAGCUCGGCUUUCAAGGCGGAUCGCGAGGAGGCGGGGGAGGAGGGGUUAAUGGAAUAUAUAUGUGGGUGUGGGUGUACGUGUGUACACGUGUGUAACGUAUAUGAUCUACAACAUAGCGUCGGAGAAGUUUGUUCCAGGUCCUGGAAAGAUGCGACCGGUGGCUGCCGAGGCCGGCGUAUAUCUUCUGGCAGCCGGCUAGUUAAACAGAGAUGCUAAAUUCUUAUAGCGAGAGGUGUCUGAUUCGAUAUCCCGCUUGGUGGGGGGUGGGGAGGAGAGGGGAUGAGAGCUGUGUGCAAAGAAAAAGGGGGGUGGCGAGGGGAAGCCAGUCGGGAUGGGGAAGAGGUGUUCGUAACAGUGUGGUAUAGUGGUUUCUGCAUGUGCUGUAGAGGGAAGCGAGGGGCAGAUGGGGCUCGCCAACCUGGGAAGGUAGCCCGUUUGGAGAAGGAGAACUCCAGUCCUAAACCUCCGCCUUGCAUGAUUUAUUCAGGAGAAGACAAGGUUUAGGAGUAAAAACCCGACACAGAUCCAGAAGGGAGUAGCUAAGAUGGUUGGAUGGCGCCUUGUACGCCUCCAUCUGGCAACUGCUGCAGCCAAGCUGGUGCCCAAUGUAUUGCUCUGCUUUCCUUUGGAUCAUAUCAGCGAGGCCAAGGGCGGCAAGUGUGUGUGGGGGGGUGUCAUCAACUAGACAGCCCUGGAACUCCACAAACGCUGCCCAGGCUUGUACCCCCAGGGAGGUCACUUUGGUGCUGUUAAUGCAGUGGUUUGACUUCGCCCUCAGAGGCGCACUCAGUUGUCUCUAGAGGCAGUAGAGUGCCAACAACAAAAGCGGUUAGAGCAGAGUUUUCCAAAUUUUUCAUGUUGAUGACACACUUUUUAGACAUGCAUCAUUUUGUGACGCAGUAAUUCAGUUUUACUUAAGGUUACCAGAUUUUUUUCAAUGAAUCCAGGGACACUUUUCAACUUCAAUGGAUUUUGUAUGGGGACUGGUUUGUAAAUCCAGGACUGUCCCCAGGAAACGGGGAUUUCUGAUAACCUUUUACUAGCAAACCGGAGGUUAAACUAACCCCUUUCCAGCUGCAGGAGGAGUGCGGGGAGCGUUCAGGCAACAUGCCAGCACACUCAUGUGUCGUGACACACAGUUUGGAAAACUGUGUUAGAGUGUCAACCACCUGGGAGAUACAAGAAUUCAAAUCCCCUCUGGGCCAGCCAUGCAGCUCACUGAGUGACCUUGGGCUAAGUCAGACUUCCUCAACUUCAGCCCUCCAGAUGUUUUUGGCCUACAACUCCCAUGAUUGUAGUCUCAAAACAUCUGGAGUGCUGAGGUUGAGGAACCCUGGGCUAGGUACUGCCUCUCAAAGGACACCAUUUUUCAGGCUUUGAACAGAGAUUGUAGGUGGUGUUUCUUCUGCUUUGUUGUGUGUAUCCUAUUCUAGUUUCAUGUUCGAUAAUUAGGACAGGCAUCCCCAAACUCUGCCCUCCAGCUGUUUUGGGACUACAACUCCCAUCAUCCCUGACCAUUGGUCCUGUUAGCUAGGGAUGAUGGGAGUUGUAGUCCCAAAACUGCUGGAGGGCAGAGUUUGGGGAUGCCUGAUUUAGGAUGUGUGCUUCAAUUCAGGAGUAUAUGAACGCCUAUAAUAUUUUCAGCCUGCUUUAUGCAUCUGGAGAAUUAUAUGACAUGAUCUACAAAAGCUCAUGCCAUGAUAAAUGUUUCAGACUGCAGUCCAGCCUUAAAACUCUUCUUAACCCCUGAUCUGAUAAUGCUUACUCAAAACACAAUUUAAUGGGUUUUCCUUUCAUGUAUGUAUCAAGCACAAGCCUUCCUUCAGGAGUGGGAAACUUUUGACCCUCCAGAUGGUGUUGAACUCCAACUCCAGUUAUCCCCAGCCAACAUAGCCAUGUGUGGGGAACUUUCGUCCCUCCAGAGGUUGCUGAACCACAACUCCCAUCAUCCCUGGACAUCCCCCAUUGGUAGGGCUGAUGCAAGUUGUAGUUAAGCAAUAUCUUGUGGGUCAAAGGUUCCCCACACCUGUUGCAGGCCAUCAUUAUUUGGAGGGCUACAGUUUCCCCACCCUGCCUUUUGUUACUAUAUAGAGUUGUCAAGUAAACAUACCUAAGGUGGUAACAGCAAUUGUUUAAUUUAUUAUCAAGCAGUGAUAUAUAUUGUAAAAAGAGAUCUUUAAUGGGGGGGUGGGAUACACAACCAAUUCUUACCAUGACCGUGGUAUGUACUUCACUCUUUGUAGUCUGUGUUCUACUGUUUGAACUGGGGAUAGGCCUAGAUUCCAUGUGCUUUGCCUUUAUUAGAUAUGUGGCUCUGAUAGUCACACUUCAUUUAAAAGAAGGGUAGGUGAGGAUAGACAAGCUGUGUCCUUCCAGAUGUCAAUGCAUUCCAGCUCCCAUCAGCCCCAACUAGCAUGGCCAGUAGUCAAGGAUGAUGAGUUUUUUACUCCAAGAAUAUGUGGAAGACCCCAUACCUGUUUAGAUGCUAGAACACAGUUUGUUGUCUACAUGUUCAGACUUCAUAAUCUUCAAUGAAUCUAAAGUUUUAAAGGUGGGGUUAUUUGUUUUAACCAACCGUUUUAAACACAUGCUUCCAAAGCUAUCAAUGGUGUACAGCUAUGAGCCAGUGCACUCCUUGAGUUGCAGACACCUGCAUCUGCUUUUCCAGCUGCAGAGCAAUUUGAGCCUCCCGCAUCCCUCCCUGAAAGAACUACUUUUUCUUUACAGCUAGCUGCAGUCUGAAGAAGUUAAUUGUCAUAAGAAGUUAGCCAGUGGAGGCUUUUAGAAGCAGUUGCUGUAGAGGUGAUAUGUAUGGGAGAUGAUUAAACCAAAUUAGAGAGGACAGAGGUAUCUACAGAAGAUAAUUGGAAAGAAAGUUAGAAUUGACUCAGUCUGCAGAUACUUAACACCAAAGAAGGUUAAAGAAUGGUUAAGAGAGUGAUCAAUAUGAUAGCAAGAGGGAUGCUGUCUAUAUGGGGGGCCAACAGCCAUAUCCAUGGGCAGCUAUCCCUGUGUGAGUGGUAAUGUCACACACGAGUAAAACUCUCUGAAUUACAUAGCAGAGCAUUAGGAGAUUAUAGAUGUAGCUACAGCUGUGAUCCCAGCUUACAUGUGCUACAUUUCACUAAAGGAUUCCAACAAUAUACCUCUGGGUAUAGGACAGUAUAGAAAUUUAAUAAAUAAUAAUAAAAAUGAUUAUUUGAUUCUAAGAAUCAAAACAGUCCAACUUAAAGGCUAGAUAGGCAUGAAUUUAAACGCCAUAGUGGUCAAGCUUUAAAAUGCCUGUUGCUCAUUUCUGAUACUCUUACACAGCAAACUCAAAUCACUGAAAACUAAAUUGACACUAAUUUGAUUAACAUUUUAUCUCAUAAAUGACCAUGGGAGUAAAAUGACUAUUUCAUACUUUGCUGAAGAAGCAUCUGAUAGGCAGUUAAGCAAAGAAAAGCUUCGAGUUAUUACAGCAAAUGCAAUCUUAAGCAAGGUGGAGCUCCUCACACAGCUGUCCAUAAAUAAGAGCUGUAUUUCCAUAAUCCUUAUACAAUGUGGAGGGAUGCAAGCCUUAGUUUUUGAUAGAUACAGUGAUGAUAGGAGAGUUGGUUGAAUAAAUAAGUAAGCUAUAACUGUAAACAUGUCCAAUGAAAAAGAAUUUAAAGCAAUCUUGAGGAUAUUAAGCUUGCUAUCGAUACUAAAACCUAGUUUUCUUUUAAAAUUUUGACCUUUUUAGAAUAUAAAACGAUUGGUAAGAUUGGCGAGGGAACAUUUUCUGAUGUUCUGAAGGUACAAAAUUUCAAAGAUGGACAAUAUUAUGCAUGUAAACAAAUGAAACAGCAUUUUGAAAGGUAGGUGCAGCUGCUUUUUGGAUUUUCUUUUUACUUAAAUGUUGAAAUACUGAAAUUAAGAUUAUCAAAGUUUGAUUUAAAAAUUGAUUCUGAAUAUUUAUAAAUGUUAUACAAAAAAAGAGGGCCUUCAAAGAGGACAACUAACCUUACAACCACUACAUUUUUCAAUAAUGGACUUGGCUGACGUAUCCAAAUUUGUCUCUCUUUUGUCCUGAGCGUUAAACAUAGUACAUAGCCCUUCUCCAGAUCCCACAACCAUCAGAGGUGUUAGAGCUGGUGACAAGAUAUAGAGGCUUCUCUGUGAUCUCUUACAGAAGUAGUUUACAUGCUGUCUUGUAAGCCACUUUCAUAACCUGGGGGAACGCCAUGAGAUGCCUCUGUUAUUAAUGUAAUACAUAAAUAAAAUAAAUAAAGAAAUAACACUCUUCUGCUACCGGAAGAGAAAACCAUGAAAUGCUCUAAUUCACUCAUCCAAGCAUGUGUCUCACACAUCUCUUGAGAUUAUGUGUGGCUCAAUCCACAGACUGGACAGAGCAACAAUAAAGAGGAGGGGGGAUGAAGUGUUUACUCUUCUGUAAUUUUAACAAACAAACAAAAGCGACCUUAACACAGUAGCCUAAUCUUUCCCCUUUUUUAUAUACUGAAGUAUCGACCACGUGAACAGUAUGAGAGAGAUACAAGCACUAAGGCGACUGAAUCCGCAUCCAAAUAUCCUCACGUUGCAUGAAGUGAUAUUGUAAGUGCCACAUGCUUUCUUUCACCUUCCCUUUCUAUACCGUGAGUAUUUCCCUAAGAUGAUGCGGAGGUGGUGAAUCACAAUUUCAUUUGCCAGAUCAGUCUUAAUCUGGUUACAGUUGUUUGAGGCAACAGCUCCUCUAUUUUCCUGUGGCAUAAUGAAUGAGAUUCUGCCAUUUCCUACACCCCUGCUCCCAGGAGGGCAGGAAAUAACCUUGCGUUGGGAAGUGAGCCUACUGGGGCUGCCAAUCACUUGCACUUGAAUGGCUGAGUAAUAUAUCUAAGUAAGGCCAUUGAGCCACUGGUAGCACGAACACCAAGACUCUACAUGUACAAGUUUUAAGGAACAACUUGCUUUUAUUCCAUCUUUAUCUGUGUUCUCUGGUAGUGUAGAUGAUGGCAGCAUGAACGGUACAAGAAAAGUACAAUGAAGGACUCAAGCAAUGACACUAUUAAGGAGAAUUACAUGUACAGGCAACUCCCAAUUUACAUGCAUUGAAGGCAAGUGUGACUAUGCGCACACGCAUUGCCAUGAACCUGGAAGUGGCAUGAAAAGGGGCAAAAACAGCCCUAAAAGAGAGCAAAAAACGGCAGAAAUUGCAUGAAAACAGUGUCUAGCAAUCCCACAAGCCUUUGCGAGUGCAAUCCCAGGAGCCUUUGCCCUGAACUUUGAGGCCUGUCGAGAGUUGGAGCUUGAGCAAGGAGGUUUGGAGGGUGCUUGCAGGUUUUUUCAGUGGUGUUCCCAAUAUACGUGAUUUCACUUAAACACGCGGUGCCUCAGAAUGUAACCCCUGUGUAAAUGGGGAGUUGCCCGUAUUGUAAGGUGGGCUAUCUUAUGCCACCUGCCCAAUAAAAGACUACAGGUGGUCAGUGGAUGAUAACAAAAUGUUUUUCAGACUGUUGUAUUCUACUGAAUAAAGUGACUUUUGUCUCCACAUAAGUUCAAAACUUUUGCUUUUGAGUUCUAGCCUUUUUACAUAUGAGACCACCUCCCAUCCACCAAAGGAUUUCAUAAGUAGUUUUAUCCUUUCUUCCAUGUAGUUAAAUAAGAUCACUCUUUUUUCCUCUUCAGUGACAAGAAAGCCGGUGCUGUGGCAUUGAUAUGUGAACUCAUGGACAUGAACAUUUAUGAACUGAUCAAAGGUAUGUAGAUCAUGCCAAUGAGAAAGUCCUUUGCAGAGAUUAUCCUUAUUUAUUUAUGCAAAAACCCAACUAUUUGUACAGUAUGACUGACCAAAAGAAUAAAGUAGGGCAGGUGGAGAACCUGUGACACGCUAAAUGUUGUUGAACUCCAACUCCCAUCAAUCUCAGCCAGCAUAGCCAAUUGUCAGGGUGUUCUUCUCUAGCAACAUCUGGAGGACCAGUUGUCAGGGAGUUGUUGUCCAACAACAUCUGGAGGACCACAAGAUUUCUCUAGUUGGCCAGUCCUGACGCCCAAGCUGAAGUCAUUCUGUUUGUGCAAUUCAGCUGUUUACCGCCCAUAGUCUUCUUCCCAGUAGGUGAAGGCAGAGAGAGAUUUUGAAAUGUGGAGAUGACAUUUCCAUAUAAUUACAGAUACCGAAGGGAAACACCUGCCUGACGGUGCUGGAAAGGAGGAAACAGGUGCAGGUGGGAAGACUGUGUAGAAAGGGAACAGCAGCUAAUAAUUGUGUCAUCUCUGCUCUGUAAUUAAGAGUCCUGCUAUAACAGCUCACACAUCACAAAUAUAUAUAUUUACAAUUCAAAACAACUGAUUGGCUGAGAUUAGAAAGCCACGAUCACGUUUCAGUGCUGUUGAGAGAUUAAGUCCCCUAUCUUUUCUUGCCAUUCCUUUGUCAUUCUUGGCCAUGUGCAUGUGUGUGAGAACAGGAGUUUGCACUCACCUGCUUUCUUGCACACCUCAAAAGUUAUCACUGAUGGCUGGGGGCAGGGGCGAACGAAGGCUAACCGACACCCGGGGCAGGGGAAACCGCCGGCUGCACACGCUUUGCACCGCUACGUACGACACAUGCGUGGUGUCACUACAUAGGGCGCAUGUGCGGCGUCGCUACGUACAGCACAUGCGUGCGACACUGUGCAUGCGUUGUACGAAGUGGUUUGCCGGUGGCGCCUCCUGAAUGUUGUACGGUCGGCGGCGGGAUUCUCUGCUUGCAGCUGCAGCCGUGAACAGAGGAUCCUCCACAUGCGGCUGCUGCAACGCAAUGGCUGCUUGCGCCACCGCGCCCGGGGGCAGCGGGGUGAGCACCCCGCGGGGUGCCUUCUUGUCACCCCCCACACAUGGCACCCGGUGUGAACGGCCCCACCCCACCCCCCCUUGCAAUGCCACUGGCUGAGCAAGGGUAGAUAGCAGUUACUGACUUUCCUUUCCAGCAGCAACCCUUUUCACCACAAGUGGAAUCACUUUCAAGUCUGAGGACUGUUUGGAUCUUGGCCUGUGGUUGUUGCCCCCUGGCAAUAAAAUAUAGCUGAGUAUUGGAGGGAAUGGCAUAGUGUAUGUUUCAAAUGCUGGUUGUAUGUUGAUGAAAAAUGAAAGGCUGGACAAGUCUGGUACCAUGAGCCACACGUAAUUUUAAUGCGAUGAAUCUUAAAAGUUCCAGCUCCACCAUCUUCCUUUUCUAGGCUAACUCUAUGUUUAUCUAAAGAGUCUUAGGAACUCAGAACUGACAGAAUUCAAGACAAGUAUUCACGGUUGUCUUAGCUAGUAUUGAAUGUGGCCACACAUACAAAUGCAAAAAAUUGCAGAAUGAUGACAGAAUAAAGAAGCUUUCUAAACUAAAAAGCACGCUUCUCUAUGCAAGCCACUUUCUAAGGGUGGUAAUCAAGUUUCUUCAGUUCAGUGCCUUUAUAAUAAUUUUGUCCUUGAGUUGCUACAGGGAAAGGCUUUCAUUGAUUGUAUUGAUAUUUAUAUUUAUAAGGACUCAUUGGGUGGCAGCCAAUGUCCUCCUGCUUGUGGAAGGGCUUUUGAUCUAGCAGAGGCCCCUCCCAACAGAAGGCAGGAGAUAACUUUCACCAGUUUCCCCUCCCUCCUCCAACCAUAAUUUUUUUCUCCAGAAGAGAGAAUCUGCAAAAAUAGACUUUUCCCCUUGCCUCUGUUUAAUCAACCCAUUGGUCCUUCAGGGCAUUUGGUAUAUGUAUCAUACAUAAAGAAAAUGUGGCUUGCUUUCUUUAGUUGCGGUUCCAUUUCCUUCAGCGAUGAAUCUUCUGAGGGACAGUGCACUCAUACAUGUUCAGCAGCUAGUGACUACAACACCUAGUGGUGACUCACUUGUCUGAGUGGGCCUUCAUAGAUGGAUGCUUUCAUUGCUCCUGAGGUCACCUCAGAUGUGAUGCUUUCCAGGAGAGUCAGCUCACACUAGUACAAGCUGAUGUGAAUCCAUAUUCUGUUUGUAGAUGCAGAGUAAAAUAAUGUACGGUAUGUAUGAGCUGGCACUUAGCAUGGCAAGGUGAUGGCUGAGGUCUUUUCCAUUUGAUAAUCCUUUCGAAAGGAGUGACAUAGAUACUGGGGGUUCAAUCUUAAAUCAUUAUUUGAUCUUAAAUGUGAACAAACUGCAGAAUAUGAGGCUCCACAGUUGCUGGGGUUUUAGUAUCAUUUCUUCGGGUGAGUUUGUAAGGACUGGAAUAAUCUACUGCAUUCACUCAUUAAAUUAGCUAAGGAAAAAUAAUAAGUUGAUAGUACAAUACACAGAAGCAACAACUAGAAUGGAAAUAGUUUUCUAAUGGCAAUAGUUGCAUAGCAAUAACUGAGAGUUAGAAAGCAGAUUGAUUCUGUCAUCUAGAAUGCAUUAAAAUAAGCAAUUAAGGCUUAUGAAAAUGUGACUGAGUUUCCAUGAUGAAUAUUCUGAAAAUGUCUGAAGAGAGACACAAUAUUAUGACAGGAGAUCUAUGGGACAAUAUGUAUAAAAUCCAGAUGUCUGGCUGUUCAGCUUCUUCAUGAACUUAAGGCUCAUUUGAUGGCUAAAUAUAAAGGUAUUUUGCAUUUAAAUAGUUGAGGGUAAAGUGUCUUAGGAGUCAGGUUACUACAUUGUAGGUUGAAUCUAGGCUAAAUUAGUGAUACAGUGGUGCCUCGCAAGACGAAAAGAAUCCGUUCUGGGAGUCUCUUCGUCUAGCGGUUUUUUCGUCUUGCGAAGCAAGCCCAUUGAUGGGAUUAGCGGAUUAGCGCUAUUAGCGGCUUUUAGCGGCUUUUAGCGGCUUUUAGCAGCUUAUCAGCUUAUCGGAUAAGCAGAUAAGCGGCUUAGGGACUUAGAAAAAGAGGGGGAAAAGGAAAAAAAAACCCAGGAACUCGCAAGACAUUUUCGUCUUGCGAAGCAAGCCCAUAGCAGAUUCGUUUUGCGAGGCACCUCCAAAACGGAAAACUCUUUCGUCUAGCGAGUUUUCCGUCUUGCAAGGCAUUCGUCUUGCGGGGCACCACUGUACUUUUAAUCCCACUGAUUACAGUGAGACUAAAGCAUGACUAUCUUAAUCUGGAUCCAAGUAUGACCAAUGUUACCCCCCCCCAUCCCAAAUUGAAUACAGUGGUACCUCUGGUUACGUACUUAAUUCGUUCUGGAGGUCUGUUCUUAACCUGAAACUGUUCUUAACCUGAAGCACCACUUUAGCUAAUGGUGCCUCCUCCUGCUGCUCCGCUGCGCGAUUUCUUUUCUCAUCCUGAAGCAAAGUUCUUAAACCGAUGUACUAUUUCUGGGUUAGCAGAGUCUGUAACCUGAAGCAUCUGUAACCUGAAGUGUCUGUAACCCGAGGUAGCACUGUACAUUGGUCAGUCAGGAGCAUUCAUUCACCCUUAACAUCCCAAACAGCUGUAGCUUAUUCAAGCAAUAACUUGAGACAUAAAGUUCAUGCUGAAAAUGCAGUCAGUAAAUUAGUCAUGGUUGCUUCAAGUAUGCCAAUGCUACCUGAAAUGAAGCAGUGUAGCAGUUUGAGCAGGAAGAUAAGAAAAAUACGCAUACUUGUGAUACUUUGGGGCCUUGACAAAGCUUUUCCUUCUCAUGCAUUAUAUCCUACUGCCAGCAUCCAAAUACCCUUGGUGUCCUGUUAUAUCUAUCCUCUGUUAUGCUGAAAGCAGUCUUUGGAGGAGCCAGUCUGUGUGCCAUAUCAGGGCAGGUGUGGUUAUGUGAUGAGGCUACUACUGCCUAUUGUGUAGGAAAGGAACCUGUGGCCUUCUAGCUGUUCAGCUCCCAUCAUCCAUGACCACUGGCCAUGCUGGCUAGGAUCAAUGGGAUCUGGGAAGCCAACAACUUCUGAAGGGCCACAGUUUCACCAUCUUGGAGUAGGGCAUUCUGCUCCGCAUUUCCCAAAGUUCAGAUGCUUUGGUUAGAUUGAUAUAUCUCCUGUCAGGUUUACUAUGCACCAACCGUAUCAUGUGGUUGAGCUCACCAUAUAAGGGGGUAUCCGAUAGUAGGUUCCCUCUAGGCAUGGAAGUUUGCUCUUACAUUCCUGGAGGGCAAGUAAACAUCUAAGGCAUGUACUUUACACUGUUCAGAAUGGGCCUAGGUAUUCCCAACAGUGGCUGCCCUUUCAGCAGAGAUUGGAAAGCCAGUUUAGGAAUCAACACUUCCUCCUCGCCCACCUUUCUGGGGAGCAAAUCUUCAUAUCAUGUUGACCACUAUUAAGAGAAGAGUCAGCGUUGCAGUCAACUGUCUGCAGUUAUCCAGAACUCUGGCAUGUGUUAACUGUGGUUAGGUGAGUGCCUGUGUUUCUUUUAACAGUGGUUAAGGCUAAGCAGGAGAAUUUGCUCUAGGGAGGGGGAUAGAUGACUGCUGAACUCUUAAUGGUAGCCUCGUUAAAUGAAUGAAUGAAUGCAUUUUAAUAAAAAUUAUAUGCUACUUGAUUGUAAACAAAAACCCUCAAAAUGGUUUACAAAGAGAAUACAGUUAAGAACAACUAUUUAAAACAUUUUAAAAAAAUCAACAGUAUAUUAGAAACAGAUUAAACCAGCCCAGUGUGUUCUUCCUCACCACUAUGGAAAAUAUAAAAAGAAAACAAACACUCUACCAUGGUUCAUAGGCAAACCAUCUCACAUCUGUAUUUAAAAUUCACUUAACUGGCAGAAGUGACUGCAAGCUCUCCAUCAUAAAGUGAACUUUGUAUAAAACUAUACCAUGUUCAUUUGACUGUUUCCUCUAGGGAGGAAAAAACCAUUGCCUGAAGGAAAAAUAAUGAAUUAUAUGUACCAGUUAUGCAAGUCUCUUGAUCACAUGCACAGGUAAGGCAGCCAUUUGUAUUUAUUUUUGCAAAUGUAGUAUUUGGCUAUAUUAUUGAGCUGGGAUCUGGAGAGUCCAGUGAAUACCCCAAAGGUACUGCUGUGAGGGUCAAAGUACAUAUGAUAUUAGUCGUGGGGCUGCUUUUAUUUUGGAGAAAAAGCAGCCUUGGGGCCCCUAUCCAGAAUGUGCAUUUAUUCUGACUUCACACUGAUGAAAAUUGCUCAUCUGCUUGCCUCCAAAAAGUAGACUACUGAUGGCAAUAUACAGCAUUUUCUGGGGCUAAUAGCAGCCAUAAGAGAAUGAUUUUCAGUAGGGGGGAAAUUGUAUUUCUCCAAAAUAAAAGGAAUCAAGUUAAUCCUACUAUAUAUAUAUAUAUAUGUAUCUCUCCCCUUCCUUCCAUAGGAGCCCAGGUAGCUUACAAUCUUCAUAAAAUCACAUUAAAACAACCUUAAAUCACAGUUUAAAAACACUAUGCACAGAAAAAACCAGUAAGCCACUAGCAGCAGGCUCUGCAUGUAACAUCCAUGCAGUUUGGCCUUGAUGUAUCUAUUCCAGCUGCAGCCUCUCCCGCUGCAAAUUCUUCUCUGCAGCAUGCCCCAAUCUCCAGGCCAGGGAUGGUUUUCAGGAGUGUUCAUAAGGUGGACUGGGAAUGGGACAGUGGGGAGCAGGAAAACCCCAAUGCACAGGGGCUUUCUGUAUGCCAUUCUUGGUAUAUAAAUACUUACUUGCCCUGCAUAAUUCUCUUGCAGGAAUGGGUUAUUUCACAGAGAUGUAAAACCAGAAAACAUAUUAAUAAAGGUAAGCAGUCUUUAGUGCAGUGUUUCUCAAAAUGUGUCCUACCCCCCUCCAGGUACGUGAAAGAGUUUCAAAGAGUACAAGGCAGAAUUUAUUAUUAUUUUAUCAUAAAUAAAAUAGUAUUAUUAAAAAUACCCCCAAUUUAUUUUUGCUUGAGAAGGGGCACACCAGUAAGACUAAACUCAAAAGAGGUUUGUUGUAGGUUUGGGAAACACAGCCGUAGCACAAGCGAUAAAUAUGUUGAAACUCUGUAUUCAUUAUGCUAAGACUGCAAUUUGGAAGUGCAUUUGUACCUAAGAGAAAAGUGCAUUGUUAGUUUUGGAUGUGGAACUACAGGUGCCCAGUUUAGAUAAGUGGCAGUAUUGUCCCUAGCCUUUCCCAAACACUACUGAUUAAGUGUAGUAAGUAAUCUUCUAUAACCUGGUAAGUCUUCUUGUGACCAAAGUUUCAAGCUUUUUCCCCCCGGUUAAGUACACCCCGUUAUGGGGACGCGGGUGGCACUGUGGGUUAAACCACCGAGCCUAGGACUUGCCGAUCAGAAGGUCGGCGGUUUGAAUCCCUGUGACAGGGUGAGCUCCCGUUGCUUGGUCCCUGCUCCUGCCAACCUAGCAGUUCAAAAGCACAUCGAAGUGCAAGUAGAUAAAUAGGUACCGCUCCAGCAAAGGUAAACGGUGUUUCCGUGCACUGCUCUUGUUCGCCAGAAGCGGCUUAGUCAUUCUGGCCACAUGACCCGGAAGCUGUACGCCGGCUCCCUCAGCCAAUAAAGCGAGAUGAGCGCUGCAACCCCAGAGUCGGCCACGACUGGACCUAAUGGUCAGGGGUCCCUUUACCUUUACACCCCGUUACCAUGUUAAGUGCUCCUGCAGUUACAUUUUCUCGCCAUUUCCAAAGACUACAAGCACUCUGCCCAAAAUAACCAUGGACCAGAAUUCAUUGCAAUGUAAUAGCCAGAUUUAAUUCUCAAAUUAAGCACCUUUACACAUGAUUGAUUUUAUAUGAAUGCCUUCUCAUUUGAGAUGCCACAACUAUCUUAACUGCAGCAGGAUCUUCUGAAGCUUGGGGAUUUUGGUUCCUGCAGAAGUAUACACUCCAAGCAGCCUUAUACAGAGUACAUCUCUACGCGCUGGUACAGGGCACCUGAAUGUCUUCUCACAGAUGGGUACUACAGUUAUAAAAUGGACAUGUGGAGCGCUGGCUGUGUGUUCUAUGAAAUUGCAAGGUACAUUAUCUUAAAGGAAUUGGUGGUUUGACUUGAGAGCAGGGCCGGCCCAGCCAUGAGGUGGGCUGAGGCAGCCGCCUUGGGCAGUGGAACACCAUGAGGUGGCACCCCUGUCUGCCCCGUCAUUAGUAGAGAAGCAGUGGUGGCAGCUUCCUGCCACUGCUUCGCGACCCAGGUAACGGAGGCGUUGGUAGUGGGGCAGCACUUUCCCAUUUUGCCUCGGGCGGCAAAACAGGACACACCGCCCUUGACUUAGAGUGAAAUUCACAUAAAGGGUAGGAUUGUGUAGAUGGCAUGAAGUGUUCACAGUUGUGUCACGGAAACAAUUUCUGUAAAAAGCUGGACAACAACAGGUAAAGCUCAGUGGUAAAUCACAUGCUUUUGCAUGGAGAAGGUUUUAGAUUUAGUCUUUGGCCUUGCUAGUAGGCAUAUACUUGAGUCUUCACUGGGGGCGGGGAUUGGCUUUGAGGGGGAUGGCAGAACCCCCAGAACAGCACAUGGGGAGGGAGAGAGGAUUGUUCUGUCUGGCAAGCUGCAUUGCUUGCACAGAUGGAAUGUUUGCAAUAGCACAAUGCUGAAUUCCACCUGUAAUCUCCUCAGUAGUUGGUGCAGGGGGCAAAUACUACCAAUUUAAGACUGCCACAAUUUAAGACUGGACAGUUUUCCUCACAAGGAGAAAACCCUCAACCCUGGCAGUUUAAUUUCCCACACUGCCCAACCAAUUCCUCUUUUUUUGUUUCUAGUUUCCACCCACUCUUUCCUGGAUCUAAUGAACUGGACCAAAUAUCGAAAAUCCAUGAUAUUGUAGGUACUCCUCCCAAGAAGAUCCUUAAUAAGUUCAAGCAGUAAGUACAUUUUGAAUUCUGGGAUUUAAUAGUGCAUUCUCUCUGUGAUCGAACCUGUACAAAUAAAUAUCUUAAUUUAGAGGAGAAUGCUCACGCAUCAUGUCAAGGAAGCUGUUUGCUAGUCCGUAGCUAAAACAGUGUAGACUAACAAUUCAGUGUAACCCAAGGCUACUUCAUCAGUUGUGAGCUGAAGUCACACUCCAAAUCUUGUGAAUUGAUUAGAUUGCUCACUGUCUACUUUUCCAUUCAAAAACAAGUUAGAUCUCUGCUUCAGAGUGUUAAGUGGUACAGAUAUACCAGCUUCAGGCUCCAUCUGCAGAGCAGAUCCAGCAGAGGGACACGCAUUUAUCCCUUUGCCUCCCCAGAGAUCCCACUCCCCACCCCUAUGCCACAAGUCACACAUGCUUCUACUCCAGCAUUGUGGUAUUUUAAACUGUGAUCAGUGAGUACUUCCUCAAGCACAGGAAGAUCCUGAUAGCUGCUAUUUACUUAAUGGCUAAGAUGCUGAGUCAGGAAGUCACCUCUGCCAUGACCUCACCAGGUGCCCUGAGGCAAGCUACUGUCUUCUCAACCUCAUUCCUCUAUGACAUGGGAAUAACCUGGAUCAUUAAUGCAUGAGAAGUCCUUUGAACACUCAACAAUGCUACGUAUAUGUUAAGUAGGCUAUGGGUUGCAAAGCACUGCUGAAGACAGCCCAGUAGCCAGAUCUCUGACCAUAGGUGUUAUACGCUGACAAAGUCUCACUAUUGUCAGUAAUUGUGCUGCAACAACUCUGCACAAACUUCAGCCUCUAGAUCAAGUGCGAGGGAAGCCUCACCUAGAGUGCACUGCAGCAAUCCAGUCUUCAGGCAACCAAUUUGUGAACUGCCGUGGCCAGGUUUUCCUGGUCCAGGAAUGGCUGUAUCAGUCAAAGCAAUUGCCAUUGGUAAAAGGCACCUCUAAGCUGCUGAGGCUUCCAGUGACAGAGCUGGAGCCAAAAGCACAAACAAACUGUGAACCUGCUGCUUCUGGGUAGACAGAUCGAAGACAAAUCAGACAAAGAGCAAAAUGUGUAUUUAGCCUUCAAGAUUUUCUACAUCAGCUUUAUCUCUUUGGCAUCCCUGCCCCAUCUCCCCAGUAAGGCUGACAUUAAUAGCCUCCUGACAGGAAUGUGUUUCCUUUCACUGGAUUAAUGCAGGUCACGAGUGAUGAGCUUUGAUUUUCCCAUCAGAAAAGGGAAAGGAAUCUCUCCAUUUAUGCCUAGCUUGUCAAACAAGAGCCUAACUCUUAUGUAUGCAAUGAUACAAUAUGAUCCUGACGAGAGGAUCUGUGCCCAUGAAGCCCUACAGCACCCUUACUUCAGAGAAUUAAGGUAAGUAAACUUUCAGUGUCUCUUGAAUUGAGCAAUAAAUGUGGAGUUGCUGGUGCCUCCAGCUUAAUCCCAGACUUAAAAUCAGUGAGUGAGGUCCACCAUUGCAACAGUGCAUGAACAGGACUUCCCUUCCUCUCACAAUCGCCUUAAUCCUCCCAAACUGCUCCAGAGAGGCCCUUGGCUAACUAAAGCAGACCACAGGGGCAGGUGGGGGGCUGCGAGGAAGGGAAAGUCCCACUGGUGCAAACACGAUUCAACACUGGAUAUCACCCAGAGGACUUAAAUUACAUCUAUAGCAUCCAAGCUUAAAUCUUGACCUACUUCACUAGGUUUGGGUACUUAACAGCUGCAUUUUAAAUUACUGUUUAGUACGGCUGAAAAACGGAAGUUGCUAUGUUGGCUCGACUCUCUAGUUGACACAAAUGAAUUUUGAGUUUCAUAGGUGAGAUUUUGUCUGGCUCUGUGCUGAACAGGUUGGCAGAGAAACAAGCUUUGACCAUACGCAGAAGAAUGAGAUUAGCAGAAAACCCAUUAGAAAGGGAGACUCUCAGCUUGCGUCGUAUUUCAAAGGAGGAUCAAAGGCAGGUAAUCUUUAAAUCAAUGAAUAAGUAAUAAACCUAAUUAAGUAAUGUCAUUUUAAAAUUGCCAGCAGAACAACCCUGUGUCAAAUGUGAUGAUAUGAUGAAUAGUGUCCAAUAGGCAAAACGUAUUUUAGGAUUCUUGUCUCAAAAGGAUCCAAGGCUGUAUGGAUUUCUGAUCUAAACAAACUAUGUCCAUCUAAGCAAGACAGGUAGCUUUAGAAAAGGCUUUGCAUACAUUCUGCACACUAGCCUUGCAAAUAAGCUCCCAAAAGCUACUAACCUGCAAAAAUAUUUACUAGCUUGUUGGUGGCUGGGGGAAGAGGGCUCUAUCCCUCUUGCAGGAACCUGUUCCAUUUAUAUGGAAUUGCAGGGAGGCUUCCUGGCAGCCUGUUUAGUUUCUAGCUUGGGAGUGGAUGGGGGAAAAGUUCUGUCCCUUCUCUACAAGCCUGUUCAUCUGCCUGCAUGGAAUUUCUUGUUGCCAGUCACUACCAGGCUAAUGUCAGGGUGCUGAAUAUUAUGAUUUACAGCUUGGAGGAGCAUACAGUAUAGCAUUUGGCACUCAGAAAACUUUUAGUGACCUUAUGAAGAUGCACAUGUAAUUAUGCUGGAACAGGUUAUUUACACAUCUUUUCUCGAGAUGUUCCUAUGAGCAUGACUGCUGUUGCGUCCAGGCUUAUUAAAUCAUCCCUGCAAAUUGCACAUUAAUUAUAGAACUAUGAAAUCGGAAGAAUCUGGCUGAACCAGAUGCAAGUUGUCACUUGAGCUAUCAGUAUCCCAUUUGCCAGCACCCAAGCAAGAUUCUGUGCUGACCAAACUGAAAUCCAAGCAGGGGAAAGAGGGUCACUUAUUCUAACAAAGCUUUUCCAGGAUCUAUUGCAUCACUUGUGCAAGGGGAGGCGGCAGGAUGAAAUGUGCCCGAUGAACAACAGAUCUUACCUUUUGAAACCACUACACUAAGCUUCCUUCCCACCAUGGAAUUCUGAAGGCACCAGGUUUAAGUUGCCAACACCUUAUCAAAUUCUAUGUCAGAUCUAACCAAUGUUUUGUCUUAUUUAAAAGGUAUUCCAAUAGCUCUUCUAGGGAGUAGUUUUAGAAAUUAGAAAUUAAUCUCAUGCUACUAACAGAGCAAGUUUGAUCAGGCCUCAGCUUGUGGCACAGUUGAAAUUCUUGGUUCUCUCAAAAUUAGAGCAGCAAAAAAUCUAUUUUCCUGGUAAGUAUCCACCUUCCAAUGUGCUCCACCUUUUCUUCAGUAGUGUUUGGAUACCAGUAUUGGUGUGGUUACCAUUAUCUACGUUUGCUCCUACACUAAUCCUAAUACCUUUAAAGUACACCCAUCUAUGUGUUUCUUUCUGAAGGUGUGAUCACAGAAAAUAAGCAGCACUACUCGGGAAGAACCAUUUUGGUUGUAAGUUUGUAUACAUGCUUAGACCAUCACAGCAGCAAUGUCAACCAGACCAACACAGGUCGUCAAAACACUUAACAUUUAGCCUACACAAAACAUACUGAUUUCAAAAAAAAUUGAACUUUUAUUUUUAUUUUAAAAGAACUUUCUUAGGAGAGCCCAGGAGAAUCCACUGGGACGUCGUGGAUUUCCCUAUACAGUGGAGUUGCCCAAACUGGCUGUUCCUGAAGUAACCAACUUGACUUCUUACCCUAAUCCUCCAUUUCAGUCAGUUUUUCCUCUCCCAGCAACCAACGGGCAAGUCCAAGUGUUGCAGCCCAUAACAUAUUUUGGGACACACUGCAAGGUAAUUCUGCCUUGCUUAUCAGAUUGUACAAUUUUAGACAAGUAAUUAACAGCCCAUUUUAACUUGUGUUGUCUCACCAACAGUCUGAAAGACAGAAGGAAUUUAAAUCGCCUGUGAAACACUACCACUUGCCUGCUUUGGGAAGAAGAGGUGGUUACUGAUGGACUAAGAAUCCCUUGUGCUCGCCAAUACUUUUGAAAGGUACACUAACAGCAAUAGUGCCUUAACUUCUCAAAUGCUGCAGCAAGAUGCUACAAUAUUAUUUUUUUUGUGCUUAACUUUAAAAAAAGGAAAAGGAGCCUUUCUAUGUGAGCACCGUUUUCAUAACUCAGACUGCACUUCAUUUUUUUUUUAAGCUCCCGAUGUACAAUUUUAUUUCCUCUUAAGUGGGUCGUACAUUUGUUCCAAUUGUGCUUCUCUGGUAGGAAUGGAAUUGUUACUACUUUUAUAUUAAAUACGAUACCGUACUUCUUAUUUGUGUUGAAACUGAAUUUGUGUAUUUUUGUAAAUGUGACUGUGGAGAUAUAGAUUGAAGCAGCGGGGAAGGUGUUUGGUAGUUUCAAAACCCGAGUCUACUUAGUGUCUUCUGGAGUAUGUUACAUCUGAUUUGAGUGCAAUCUUGUGUAAAGAUUUUUUUUCCAAAUUAUGUAAAUGGGCAGAUUUUCUCUGCAUGCGUCGUUCGUAAGAUCAAGUUAGUCUUGCUGUUGCUCUCCCAACAUAUUCCUGUAGCACGGAAGCUUAAACAGCAUGAGCAUGCUUUAUCAGUUAAAAUACGAUUUGUCACAUGCUCAAUACAAUUUCACUUCAAAGAACACAUUGUGCAUUUGUGCUAGAAGAGCCAAUAAUAUCUGAAAGUCUAUUUUGUGGGGGAGGGGCCUUGUCUCUGCCAGGGACAAGAAGAUUCUUAAGUCGUUUUCAGAAUGACCGUUUAAAUGAAAAAUAAAAACGCCGUUUUAUUAAAAUACAGG